Octopus bimaculoides (California two-spot octopus) is the source of this 1611-nucleotide messenger RNA. RefSeq lists its product as uncharacterized. The record is from RefSeq and is a predicted model, not a curated record. Gene Ontology annotation, cellular component: cytoplasm. Gene Ontology annotation, biological process: phosphate-containing compound metabolic process. Gene Ontology annotation, molecular function: inorganic diphosphate phosphatase activity; magnesium ion binding. Lineage: Eukaryota; Metazoa; Mollusca; Cephalopoda; Octopoda; Octopodidae.
AGGUCGGUGUGUUUUGUACGUUACAGCGAUGCAACAUUUCCACCCUUCUUUUGCAAGCAGCCGUCUUUACCUUCUUCCUGGUAUAUUAAGGCUCAGUGUACACUCCACAAAGACCCCCACCUCUGCCACUGUUAACCGAUGUCAAUCAAUUAAUACUAAUACGCUUGCGAGGUGGCGGGUUUUGAAAGCUGUCGAACAAGAAAGCGCGGGAGUAGGAGUUCAUAAGCGUCGCGCUUCGUGUUAUAAGAAUAAUCUAAGCAACGGAGGUGGUAGUAGUGGUGGUAGAAGCUUUUGUAACGUCGACGGCAGCAGUAUUGAUAUAAGAAGAAGAAUACAUAGCGGCAGUAGUAAUAUUUGCCAUUGGUGGUGCACAUCAGAUCGUCUACUCGCUGCCGGUAAUAUCACCACUAGAUCGAGUCCUGCUUGUGUGAUUAGCAAUCGCCGACUAAUUUCGCCAAGUCCAUUGCUGCAGUUAUUACAUCAGCUUCAUUCAUUUUCGCUCUUCUCUUGCGGUCUGCAGCGACGGCUCUUUUCUUUUCAAACAGCAACUAUGUCUACGUACAAAAUCACCGAGAAAGGAAUCCCCAACACCAAAGACUACAAAAUAUACUACAGUGGUCCUAAUGGCAUCAUUUCACCAUUCCAUGAUAUUCCUUUAUAUUCAAAUACAAGCAAGACUGAGUUUAAUAUGGUUGUUGAAAUUCCACGAUGGACAAACCACAAGAUGGAGAUCUGCAAAGAGGAUCUGAUGAAUCCCAUCAAACAAGAUGUUAAGAAUGGCAAAGUGAGAUUUGUGAAGAACCUUUUCCCUCACCAUGGUUAUAUCUGGAACUAUGGAGCAUUUCCACAGACCUGGGAAGACCCAAAUUUUGUAACCCCAGAUACAAACACUAAGGGAGACUCUGACCCAAUCGAUGUUUGUGAAAUUGGAUCAAAGAUCCACAAACGAGGUGCUGUUAUCCAAGUGAAAGUCCUCGGAGUGAUGUGCCUUAUUGAUGAAGGAGAGACUGAUUGGAAAGUUCUAGCUAUUGAUGUUACCGAUCCAUUAGCCAGUGAUUUAAAUGAUGUUGAAGACAUAGAAAAAUCAAUGCCUGGAUUUUUAAAGGCAACCUAUGAAUGGUUCCGUUACUAUAAAGUGCCUGAUGGAAAACAAGAAAAUCAGUUUGCUUUCAAUGGAGAAGCUAAAAACAAGGCUUAUGCUCUGAAAAUUGUUACUGAGACUCAUGAACAAUGGGAGAAACUGAUGAAUAAAAUGACUGAUGCUGAGGGAAUUCGAUGUGAAAAUACAAGUGUUGCUAAUAGUCCUUAUACUAUAACAAAGGAUGAAGCACAGGCUGUUGUCAAUAAUGCUCCUGAUGCUGGCCCUCCUGCUGAUCUACCAAGUGAUGUAGAUCAAUGGCAUUAUGUAACCAAGUAAGAGAUCUAAACAGAUGAUGCAUAUAUAUAUGCACCUACACGCACACACAUGUACAUAUACAAACAUAUAUGUAGAGCAGCAACAUUUUGGGUUGUUUUGAUACAUAAUCAACAGAAUACAGAUCAGCAUUUUUUUUCUUUUUCACCCAUAAAAAAAUUAAUCUUGUUUAAUAAAUUAUUAACAUUUUAUCCAAA